This is a messenger RNA of Closterium sp. NIES-65, 2199 nucleotides long. NCBI's taxonomy places the organism in Eukaryota, Viridiplantae, Streptophyta, Zygnematophyceae, Desmidiales, Closteriaceae. The record is from the annotation of a GenBank genome assembly.
GUAUCAGAGCAUCUGUCGUUCGGAGCGGCACUGCUGUGCCCGGAAGGACAUCGCCUCCGCCCGCCCAGCCUCAAACUCCCUUCACUCAUCUCCACGUCGCUCUCCCCUUCUGCUGUGUCUGCCACUCACCAACCUCGCCUCCCACAGGUAUCAGAGCAUCUGUCGUUCGGAGCAGCACUGCUGUGCCCAGAAGACAUCACCUCCGCGCACCAAAGGCUGGUCCGUCCUCCCCUCUCUUUUCCCCACUCUUUUCCCCACUCUUUUCCCCACUCUUUUCCCCUCUCGCUCUAUACACCCUUUCCCACUCUUUCUAUGCGCCCCUCACCUCGCCCGUCUCUCAUUUUGCCCCUCUCCCUCAUGUAUGCACCCCUCCUCCUCUGGCUGGGCUGUGUUCUGACAUUUCUCCCCCGUCUCACAGCCACGACAGCAGUGUUGGACCUGCAGCGAGCCACAGAGAAGCUCAACUGGGCGGUGGACGUGGAUGGCACACAUAGCCUCGUCCUCCCCUCACAUGGUCUUCAUGACCCCUCCCUCCCUUUCUCCCUCCACCAUCCCACAUCAGGGCACGACAACAGUGGCACGACAGCAGUGUUGGACCUGCAGCGAGCCACAGAGAAGCUCAACUGGGCGGUGGACGUGGAUGGCAUGAACCGGGCGGCAAGAGACGCUGGGGUGAUGGUGGUGCACCACCCAAUCAGGCACCACGACGGGCAUGACUUGAGGCGGAAGCUCCCAGUGGCAGUGGGGAUUCUGCACCGCCUGCUGCGCCGGGGCCUGCAUGUGCUGGUGACGGACACAGAUGGGGUGGACAGGGCGCCAGCAGUGGUGUGCGCGUAUCUGCACUGGGUGCUCGCCAUCCCCUUGCCCCAGGCUCUUCACUUCGUGUGUGACGUCCGCCCCUGCCAGCCCAACCGUGCGGUUCUGGGAGUUAAGCUGUGGUGGCUGCAUGUGUUGGUGACGGACACAAAUGGGGUGGACAGGGCGCCCGCAGUGGGGUGUGCGUAUCUGCACUGGUGUUGGCUGCAUUUGCUGGUGGCAGACAGCCCAUCCCAUUCGCCCACCGAUCCUCCCACCCAUCCUCCCACCCAUCCUCCCACCCAUUCUCAGGGCGGCACUGACAGCAGCGACAUGGGAUGGGAUCUGGUGGCCACGACUUCUCCUUGCCCUCUUCCCUCUCCCUACUCAACCCCUCCCGUCCCUCCCAUUCCAUCGUCCCACCCAUCCUCCCACACGUCCCUUCCAUCUUAUCUUAAUUUCAGGGCGGCACUGGCAGCAGCAACAUGGGAUUUGGUGGCCAUGCUGCGGCGUGGGGGCGGCACUGGCAGCAGCAACAUGGGAUUUGGUGGCCAUGCUGCGGCGUGGGGUGCUUCUGGUGGGGGAGCUCUCGGGCGGGUGGAAAAACCCAGUGGCGGCCACUCCAGUUGGGGGUUCCAAGUUUGUUCUCGCGCUCAGGCUGCCCCUCGGAUCGUGAGUCUCUGCUUCUCUCUCUCCUCUUCCGCCACGCCUGUGUGGUGCCGAAAGGUCUGCCUUUUACCAGUCAGUCACCUGCUCAAAGUCUAUUCUCUUCUCUCGCUCACACUGCCCCUCGGCACUGGCAGCAUGCAGCAGCAGACCUGCUUCCUCUCACUCUCUCUCUCUCUCUCUCUCUCUCUCUCUCUCUCUCUCUCUCUCCUCUCUCUCUCAUCUCUCUCUCUCUCUCUCUCUCUCUCUCUGCACGGCACUCCUUUGUGCAUCACCUUCCUCUCACCUUCUUCUCACUUCCUCUCCUGCUACCGCUACAAGUUCAUAGUGGACGGGCACUGGCGCCAUGCAGCGGACCUGCCCACGGAGGUGGACGAGUGGGGCAACACCAACAACGUGCUGCACGUGGGGUCGCUGGCUCGCCACAACAAUGUAAGAGAUCUGCCCACGGAGGUGGACGACUGGGCCAACACCAACAACAUGCUGCACGUGGGGUCGCUGGCUCGACACAACAAUGUAAGAGAUCUGCCCACGGAGGUGGACGAGUGGGGCAACACCAACAACGUGCUGCACGUGGGGUCCCUGGCUUGCCACACCAAUGAUGCGGUGAGGGAGAGGGUGAUAGAGCGCCCUCUCACGGACCUCGAGAGGCGAAUGGUCACCUUCGCUUCGCAGCGCGUUGCUUUUUCCGUCUCACCCAUCACCUUCACGCCCAAGCUCAGACCAGCUCGCUCUUGA